CUUGUUUUAUCUCGCCCACAUCAACCACAUGCAAUCCUCUUCCUUCGCGGUGGGGUUGAACCUAGUUAUCAACCACCUUCUUCCUCGGCCAGAUGACAUCUCCAAAAUCAGAUAAUCAACAGCUUCUGCAUAUCUUGUCGGCGCGCUCGUACCUGGACUCUGGGCAAAUAGCAAGGCCCCCUCCAGCAGACAGUCAUGAUGUCCCUGCCACCCCGUUGAAACGAGGUCUGAUGACUCGUCCAUCAGACUCUUCGGCGUCCCCGGACUCUCUAGAUCACGAGCCAAGUAACCCUGUCAAGAAACGUGGCCGUCCACGAAUAGAGGCAGAUAAUCCCAAUCCAAACGAGGAACGCCGUCUGCAGGUCCGGCGAGCCCAACGGAAAUACCGACUCAAGAAGGAAACAACCAUUCAGAACCUCCAGUCCCGUGUGGCAGAUCUCGAACAUGCUUUGCAAAACGUGUCUGAUCUCGUCGUGGACUUUCAAGAUACAGUGAGGUCGGAUCGAGCGCUAAUCAAAUCAAAUAUGACCCCGUUGCUGUCGCACACGACCGACCGGAUACUGACAGAGGUGGAGCGAGUAGCACCGGGUUCUCGACAUGAGAGUCACCUCGACCGUCUUCCGUCUGGGGAGGAUGUUCUCGGACAAGAUGAGUUUAUCCUGGAUCCGGGCCCUCGGACAGAGCGGGAUAUGGUCAACGUGUUUGGAUAUCAGAUGUCGAAAGACGAACUUGAUAAUAAUAGGGAAACGCCAUUAUCCCCACUCUUCCAAGCCACCGUCCACAGCUAUAGCUUUCAGGAAGCUGGUUUCUAUCGAAAACUGCAACGAUUUUGCCUCGAACAUACCUACCGCUGGCUGAUCGAUCCGCAAUCAGACCCCAAAUUUAUCAUCCGCGUGUUCGGGCUACUGCCCUGCAUCGCAGAGAAACAAGUCGUAAAAAGAAACUUUCAGAAAGUCCUACGAAGUGAAGUCAGUGCCCCACUGGAACUGACAUUCAUCCCGUUUUACUGCAUCGGUGGUGCCGGGACGCAUUAUCCCCGGACAGGUGACGACGGAAGACCGAAAUAUCCAGACAAUAUGCGAGUGCCACGACGGAUUCUUAGGCGCGUGUUGGAGUCGAUGUUUGGUGCAUCAGCAUGUGACACCGAUGAACGCAUAGAAAGCCAGCUGAAAAGACUGGAUCUGGAUGGGGAUUGGUUCGACUGUCAUGAUGUGCAGGGUUAUCUCGAGCAGAUGGGGAUUAUACUUGACAAAUCGUCAAACCUAGUUGAGGUUCCAGCAUCGACAGUCCCCUUGCUUUAUGGUCCCCAUCGAUGGUCCAACCGACGCAGCUCCAGGGCUGCUGACCUUUUGGAUGAAGCCCUGCUUGAUGAUCUCAUAGAACCCUGGGGAGGCAAUGGCAAUACAGAGGCGUCGGGUUACGUCCUAGAUGUGGAGCAUUUUUUCAACUCACUUUUACGGAAUGUCCGACUUCUCGGACGUGCCCCAGGUUUUCGACGUGGUGACGUUGAUGCAGCUCUCAAAACGGCCUUGCGAAAAUCAGACCCUUGCCUCGGUGAUUAGGCUCAUCAUAACAGCCUUGGAAAUAUAAUCAUAAUAUGACACGAUAAAUAAUGCCUACAAUAUCCACAAUAUAUAUCCAAAUUAUCCGAAGAGGGUAUCCAUUAAGUUAUAAAGAACUAGACAAUGUAGGUAUAGCGACAUGGACCAUAUCAAUUAAAUCCGUCAAACAUUAUCCGGAUCGCAUUUCAUUCCGCAUUUUCUCGGUAAUCAUAAACUAGCAGCAGAUUUCGCAGCACUCGAAGCAGGCAAGACCGGCGCAA
Molecule: messenger RNA, 1822 nt
Organism: Aspergillus wentii DTO 134E9
Lineage: Eukaryota; Fungi; Ascomycota; Eurotiomycetes; Eurotiales; Aspergillaceae
Product: bZIP transcription factor
Exons: 3
Coding region: 93-1562 (489 amino acids)
Biological process (GO): regulation of DNA-templated transcription
Molecular function (GO): DNA-binding transcription factor activity
Source: RefSeq, a predicted model, not a curated record